Messenger RNA from Owenia fusiformis, 2503 nucleotides. NCBI's taxonomy places the organism in Eukaryota, Metazoa, Annelida, Polychaeta, Sabellida, Oweniidae. The record is from the annotation of a GenBank genome assembly.
ACCUUCGCAGUGCUUCCUGUUUUAACUGUUUUGAUUAUUUUAUCUUGAUAUAUUUAUGAUUUGUACCUUAAUUAUUAGUAUAUCGGAAUGUCACACUUGCAGGAACAUCCUAUGCAAGGAACAUGUAUGGAGAUGUGCCCAGAAUCAGAAAUUAUCAUGAGGGAGAAACAUGGAUUAUUACACCCUUUUGAAAUGGUACCUGAGACACGUCAUCAUAAAAGACCUAGAGCCAGUAGAGAGUGGAUGGUGAAGGAGUACAGUAGACCCGCAGCAGGGAAAGCAGAGCCAUCGCAGUCAGAGUUGAGACCUCCUGAUGUUCUCUUGAAGACUGUCAACUUUCUCAUGGAUAGGGUUGUGCCUAUAAGCAGUUGUGCCUGGAAGGAUGUUUACGAUUAUGUGUUCGAUCGAUUGCGAGCUGUGAGGCAAGAUAUGGUGAUGCAAAGUAUUGGAGGCGUGGAAGCUAUCAGAAUUCUCGAAGUUGCAAUAAGGUUCCACAUAUAUGCAGCCUACAGAUUAUGCACAGAACCUCUUGCUAGGUUUGACCAGAAGAUAAAUAACACUCAUACACAAGAAUGCAUGAAGAGACUUUUAGUGUUAUAUGACAACAAUGUUACGCAACAAAAUUACCAUGGAGACACAGUUUGUUACCAUAGCAACAGAGAUGAAUUUGAGAGCAUAUAUGUUUUACACAACAUUGGGAACUCCGAGGCAUUGUUGCAUGCAUUGGACAUAAAGAAUAAGAUAAGGUGCAGUAAAUGGCUAAAUAGGUCUCUUGAGAUCAGCAGAGCGUACCAAGAUGGUAAUUACGCUAGGUUCUGUAAAAUGGUGCGUUUAUUGCCUGUUAUUCUAAGAUGUGCAGUACACAGACAUACAGCUGAAGUUCAAAGGAGAGCAUUAGGGAUAAUGUCAGUUGCCUACAGCAGUAAAACAUUGAAAUUCCCAGUGGAAAAACUUUGUCACAUGCUCAAUUUUGACACUAUAUCAGACACAACCUCCAUUUUGAAACAGAGAGGAUUAUGGGUAGCAGACGGCAAUGUCAUAUUCCAGAAGACAAACUAUCAAGAUGAACAGAUCGAUUUGCUUCAUUCUAAAUCUAUAGAGAAUCAAUUGAAAAUGCUCAAUGCAUCUGACUUACUCAUCGAUGGCUUGAUAUCAAGUGAUGCUCAAAGCUUUGAGGAAUCUUUUGAGAAAAUGAAUAUUAGUUCGGAAAGCCCACAUUCGAACCCUGGAACGAAAUAUGAACAAACUGAAUGGUGGGAUGAAUAGAUGAUUCGAUACAAAAAUGUGAUUGCUAGGAGGGUUUUAAUUAAAAAUGCAUUUUUGUAGGGGUGGGGUUAUUACAAGAUUGCAAAUUUUGCCAAAAAUGGUAUUUUUACCAAUAAUUUAUCAAAUAAAGUAGAGGCAUAUAAAAAUGAUGUUAUUAUAAUUGUCUCUGAUGGAAAUUCAGAUUUUUGGGUUGAUUUUAAUAGAGCUAGAUAGAGCCUAUUGGGCCUGUAUAAGAGACUACAUUUUUAAUGGGUUUUGAUUUCCAUGAAACUAAUAUGUACAUGUCUGAGCGUAUUUGAAGGGAUAUAGUGAGGUCGCUGUCUGUCAAAUCUAUUUGUUCUUGCUGAAGCUUCUUGCUCUGGAGAUUCAUAUAAUGAGAUUCACUCAUUAUAGCACCCAUGGGUGUUUUAAACUGAAAUAUCUCUCAAAAGAAUACCCAUGGGUGUUAGUUAUGAACGGAGAAAUCCUUGUUUCUUUCAAUAUUCAACUUGAAUAUUGAUUGUUAUGCAUCAAACCAUAUGCUUUUGAUAUAAACUCUGAAAAAUUGCCUCAUUUUCUCUUGCAUAAUGAAUAAACAGUUGGUUUUAUAUUACAAUACAUUUUGGCACUUUGGAAAAAACACAAUACAAUUAGCAUUGUUGUUAGCAUAAUUAUUCAAUUGAUACAAUUUACAGUAGUUUGGAUCUAAGCAUUGUAAGAAGUCCCUUGAUACAACAAUCGUCAAUCCAUAUUUUAUUAAAUGAUGUAUUUAAAAGUAUUUGAUUGUCAUAUAAGUAUCACCCAAUUACUGGAAUCCUGAAAUAAGUUAUCAAUAACUUGUGUAAAAUACAGAAUAUAUUUUGCCUAAGAAAGUCUACUAAAUACAUCUUUUGAAAGCCUAAUGUUUUCUAGAUUUUAUAAAAAAAAGUGUAUAACUAAUUUAUUUAAUAGUAUGAUGUUUUAAGUUGUAUUUCAACAGAAAAUGAUGUCAAAGGGUGGGAUACAGUGACAAGAGUCUAAUACGGAGUUUGUAUCCCAUGACAUGAGCAUAUAAGAUAUAUCACAUAGGACAGAUCACUAGAAACCAUUGAAUAAAUUAUUUUGUUGUUUUUGAGACAUUUAGCUCCAAAGUUACUCAAUGUGCUAUUCACGCUAUAGGGGGGGGGUGAUAUUUUGAUUUGAGGGGGGGUGAUAUUUUGUUUGAGGGGGAAAACAACAGUGAAAUCUGUCAAGCUGGACACCUCUAGAAGUGGAACAC